This is a messenger RNA of Lagopus leucura (white-tailed ptarmigan), 1733 nucleotides long. It is a transcript of the gene IL17REL, whose product is annotated as interleukin 17 receptor E like. NCBI's taxonomy places the organism in Eukaryota, Metazoa, Chordata, Aves, Galliformes, Phasianidae. The coding region runs from base 1 to 1434 and encodes 477 amino acids. The record is from RefSeq and is a predicted model, not a curated record. Gene Ontology annotation, molecular function: interleukin-17 receptor activity. The transcript has 17 exons.
AUGAUAAGUAUUCAUAUUCUGAUCCUUCUUAUAAUUCUGUUUUGGAAUUAUGAUUGUCAUAUUAUUCCCAGGAUUGAAGAAUGUGGACUUUCAUGUUCUCAGGGGAUUCAUUGUAAAAGCAAACCUUCCAGUGGCAUUUUUAACAGUUUCUGCCACAGUGCUCCUGCAUCUUUGUCUUCUAUGGUACUGAAGAGCAUGAAGAUCUCAACAGUUAUUAAAUGUGUCCAAGGAAGCCCAUGCACUCUUCAUUUAAACAUUAAAGGAACUCUGAGUCUGGAUGAAAAUAUUCGUGGGCUGGAAAUAUGUUCUUUUUCACUGGACACACAGCAAUCUCAGUGCACAAAUGUGAGAUUUGCCAGGAAGAAAAGCAAGACACUUAAUGGAAAGAAGGUGCAGGUUCAAUUCAAUUGCUUUGAAGUCAACGUAGCACAACACAUCUAUGUGACCAUGAAAACAGUACCAAAUUACUGUGAAGUUAAGAUGAGUCAGGAAUACUAUGUUGAAGAUUGCAGAAACAGUGAUGUGGGAAAGCACAUUCCAGCUUGUUUGGCUGGAAAGUUAGACUAUAAUGUAGACAGAACAAGAAAAAUCAUAUCAGUGAAUGUAUCCAACUUUCUUCGAGAUCAAGAUUAUUACAUUCGUUUGUGUCACAAAUGGUUUACCUGUGAAGAUGUGGGACAAUUUGCUGUGAUAAGAGGGAAGGAUUCUUUAAAAUCAGUUUCUCUGAAGUACUCUCAGCUACUUCCUUGUCUUUGCAUUGAGGGUUGGCUGGCAAUACCAGAUGCCAGGAGGUUACAACUUUGUCCCUUUGAAAAUGAUACAAUGGCAUUAUGGGAUAAUAUUGUUUAUAAUCCAGUGACUCAAACCCUUGCUUGGGAACCAGCCUGCCCUGUGCUUGUCAUUGUUAACCUGUGCAGAUUAAUGAAGUCUAAUGACCACUGUGAAGAUAUACAAGAUUCUUCCAAACGUUUUCCUGAGAAGCAGGUUAAGUAUUCUCGUGUGGACACUCACCCAAGACUUUGCAUGAAGUUUACAACCAAGCAAGGCUCUUGGGUUAAGUGUCCAUUUGCUCAUGGAGAAUUUCCAGCUUGGAAGAUGAGAACAGCUGCAGUUGCAGAUCGAAUACAAGUUUUCUUCACAUCUCAAACCAAAGCACACUUCUCAGUGCUGGUGUGUAACAGGACACAGCUGGCCUCAUGUGAAUCUGUUGGGAUGCGCCAUUCAGUCUCUGUGGGAGAUUCUGUGUCAAUCACGAUGUCACGGGAAGUGUGCGGGUCAACAAUUUGCAUUCAGGGCUGGAGGACAGAUGUAGAUUAUUCAGUUCCACUGCAGAUCUGUGAUAUCAACUGUGGUUUUCGUGGACAGACAUAUGGUAAUGAAAACCCUGCGAAGGCCAUGACACACAGAAUGAAGAGUGUGCAUUCCUUGCAUUGAAUUUAACAGCAGCACAUCUUCAGCAUCCUCAGAGGCUUAUCAAUAUCCAGUUGUACUUUGGUAUAACUUGCAAACUGGCAUCUCACAUCUUAAUAAAUUCUCCUAAUUCUGUGGGAUUUUUCUCACAGGUGAAGAAUUUAGCAAGUUAGACCUACUUUAAUGUCCAAAAGAAGCUGAAUUAUGAUUCCUCAUUUCACAGUAUUUCAAAACAAAGCACAUCUUAGGUCAUGUAGUUAGAGAAUCAGGUUCACGUUUUCCUUCUAAAUUAAUAUUUUAUACAUAAUGUGCUUUAAAUGAAU